AGAGGUAGAGUCGGGUGAGUCAUGACUUCACCAUCCUAGGAAAACUAAUUUUUGCUGGAGGACACACUCCCUACUAAAAUAUUAAGGGCUCAUUCUAAGUUAAUGAAAACACAGUGAUUCUUAUUUUCAGGUGAUUAUACACUAAUUAAACCUUUAAAUUAAACAGACUGCACCUUUAAAUUCUACAGAAGGCGCCUCUAAAAAAGAAGCAACACAAACCAUCACCCUUCAAGUCUUAUUCUGAAAGCGUCGCCGGAAACGCGUUUCUGUAGUUGCCGCUCACUUGCCGCUCGGUGCCGCAGCUCGCGCACUCGAUCGCAGUAAAUCUCGGCGCUCCGGAUCGUACCCCUCUCUCUCUCUCCAAAUGCCACCGGACACCGACAGCGGCCUCGGACCGGACGGACGGACAGCGGGACCGCGACGCACGGGACUCACCGGGAACAUGGCGGCGGGGAGAACAGCUUGCUCGGUACCGACGCGUCGAUAAAUCAGAGGAACGACGCGGCUGGCGGGCUGGCAACGGAGGAGCAUCACUUAAACACAGAGGCGAUGAAGACGGGAAACCUGAAGGCAGCAGCCCGUUUCUAAGCAACAGCAACACACUGCAGCACCACACACCAUGGGCUACAAGGUAACAAAUAUAGAUAAAGCUGUCUGCCGCCUCCUGUCCUGGGUGGGGGGGGGGGGGUCAUUUUACUGAGCUUACAGAGACCGUCCUACAAGGGAAAAGAGAAGCACUGUAAGAGCGCAGAGAGCAGCAGUGGGAUAUUUUAAAUCUGAGAUGCAUCACGUCCUUUUCAAGAGCCGCAGAUACCAGGGAAACACCGGGUCAGCUGGGUCAACCUUUAACCUUUUAAUCUGCUGGAAUAAUUUGUCAAAAAUCCCCGGGGCGGCGAUGGACAGAGUCAGCCUGCUAUGGCGUCUGAGGCGUCGGGCUCGCCGCGGAGCGCUCUGCAUGGCCUUCUUCUGCAUCUCCAUGGCUCUUCUCUACGCCAUCUGUGCUGAAAACAGCGUGCCCGUUACUGAUGCCAUCUUCGGCGUCCGGGCACGGACCCGGGCUCAACCUCGCACACACUCUGUCAUCAAGGUGCUGCGAGGCGGAGCCAAGCCCGUGCACAUCGACCCUCAGAAGCUUCCAGGUGUCAUCCCAGGUGACCCUCAUCAUCCAAUCCCUGUCCUCUCCUCUGCGAACCACACCCACGAAGAGUCAGCGUCAAAGCGGAAGCCGAAAGAGAGGGAACCCUCUGGGUUUUUCACCCGCCUGCUGCCGCGGCCCUUCACGCGUGCGCUGGAGACCCUGUUCGGAGGCCGGUGGAGGGGCGAGCUGAGCGGCAGAGGGGGGGACGCGGAGUUCUUCGGGCCUCACGGGCUCCUGGGAGAGGUGUGGGAUGACGAGAUGUCCAGCAGCAUGCUGGGAAACAGGCUGAGGAAGGUGGUGCAGAAUUAUCAGGCGAUGAAUAAAUACGGAGUUGAGCUCUCUGGGCCCGGCGGUGUGUCCAGCAGGCCAAAGCUGAACGGUCCAGAGCUUCUCUGCCAGCUGAAGGACAAGGUAGAGGUCACGACUUUGACCGCUGACCUCCAGCCCUUCUCGUCCCUGCCCUGGGCCUCCCAGCUUCCACCGAAGCCGUUGACCUCUGAGCUCGGGCCGUACAAGAGCUGCGCGGUGGUGUCGUCUGCAGGGUCGCUCCGUUACUCCGGACUUGGCAAAGAGAUAGACUCUCAUGAUGCUGUGCUGCGCUUCAAUGCCGCACCCACCACUGGCUACGAGAAGGACGUUGGCUCUAAAACCACCAUCCGCCUCAUCAACUCACAGGUGAUGGCGUCUGAUGACCAUCGUUUCCUGUCCAGUUCUCUGUACAGCACAGGCGUUCUGGUGGCUUGGGACCCCGCCCCCUUCUCUGCUGACCUCACACAGUGGUACAACAGGACAGACUACCCCAUCUUCACCCAGUACCAGAGAUACAGGAGGCUCCAUCCUCUGCAGCCUUUCUACAUCCUGCAUCCUUGCGUCGAGUGGCAGGUCUGGCAACGAAUACAAGACAACAUGGCCGAGCCCAUCCAGAAGAACCCGCCCUCCUCCGGCCUGCUUGGCACCGUCCUGAUGAUGUCGCUGUGCGAGGUGGUGCACGUGUACGAGUUCCUGCCUUCCCGGAGAAAGACGGAGCUCUGCCAUUACUACCAGCGUUUCUACGACGCCGCCUGCACGCUCGGCGCCUACCACCCCCUGCUGUACGAGAAGAACCUGGUCAAACGGAUGAACCAGGGACCCGACCGCGACAUCUACACCCACGGACGCGUCACGCUGCCUGGGUUCAGCACACUCAACUGCACCCACGCUGCUGGAGGUUUAGCCUCUGCUGAUGGGAAAAAGCAGUGAAGCACACACACACACACAUAAACACACAUAUGAUACAAAGCAGAACCUGCAUGAAGAACACGCAACGACGACGAGGACCGACGCAUGAAAACUCACUGCCGUUCUAAAAGGAACGCCGUGCCACUCUCUGUAAAUAUUAUGUUGUCACCACGAGCUGUAAACACUGGAAAACACACAUCUCACACACACACGGGAGUCCAAUCAGCUGAUACAUGUGCCUGCUGUACACACGUACAACAUUCAUCCCUAAAACCCUAAAACUCGACCUUUACAGGACCGCACAGCUGUUCUUCAAGGUUUUAAAGGUGCUUGAUUGAAAACUUUAGCACAUAAAGACAAAAGAUUACAAAAUUUAAAUUGUUUUUUUUCUAGAGCAUGUGUAGUACUACUCGUGCAAAAUGAUGGUAUUUCUGAACAGUGUAACACUAUAUAAACAAUAAUACGUAGCAGCCUGCGUGACACAUAUAGUAACUUUGCUAUAAGACUAUAAACGAUGGGAAUUAAAAACAAGCAAUAACA
Messenger RNA from Thunnus maccoyii (southern bluefin tuna), 2896 nucleotides. RefSeq names its product ST6 beta-galactosamide alpha-2,6-sialyltranferase 1 (gene st6gal1). Gene Ontology annotation, molecular function: sialyltransferase activity. The transcript is spliced from 11 exons. Lineage: Eukaryota; Metazoa; Chordata; Actinopteri; Scombriformes; Scombridae. The record is from RefSeq and is a predicted model, not a curated record. Bases 782 to 2377 code for a protein of 531 amino acids.